This is a messenger RNA of Aaosphaeria arxii CBS 175.79, 1794 nucleotides long. RefSeq lists its product as uncharacterized. Gene Ontology annotation, molecular function: cobalt ion transmembrane transporter activity; cobalt ion binding; magnesium ion transmembrane transporter activity. The transcript is spliced from 4 exons. The coding region runs from base 1 to 1794 and encodes 597 amino acids. The record is from RefSeq and is a predicted model, not a curated record. NCBI's taxonomy places the organism in Eukaryota, Fungi, Ascomycota, Dothideomycetes, Pleosporales.
AUGAGCCGACCUUUCCGUCCCCCGUCGGGUGAGACUGACCUACCAGCAUAUUAUCACGAUCUUGACGAUGAGGAUAUCGUCGCUGCCUUUCGAAACUUUGACGAUGAGCGAGCCUUUGAUCUCUUCGAUAGACAAACCCGCGAUCCACAUAGUAGCAACUUCUGUAUAGAUUUCGGUGACGAUGAGGCUUAUUGUGGAUUUGACCUUGCAUCUGACUCCUUUGAGCGUCUAUUACGAACACCCAGACCUCCUUCCAUACACACGAGAUGGAUCAACCUAUGGAUGCCAUAUAAUCAAAAGAGUACUUUACAUGCCCUUGCUAAACAUUACGAUUUUUCACCACGACUCCUGGGAACUAUGUGCUCUGACCCUAUACCGCCGAAGCCGAAGUUUUUGCAUUCAAAGAAAAGCUCAGCAACACUUCGCUCUCGGCGAUCUACUAAGUCGAGCAAGUCUAAGUCCUCACACAGAUCAUCAAAUGAGGAAUCAUUAGACUCCGAAGAAAGCAUAGGUAUGACAGAAAUGAUGCACAGUACCCAGUUAGAGAUGGUGCGAGAUCUCGGUCAUUACCAAAUUGUGAACGAUGUAUGGCACUGGUCAUCGGUAGACUGGGGAAGACGAUUUGUCUGCUUGGGAUACAAUUCACUACACAACGUUCGUACGAACAGUGCCCCUCACACUGACGACGAUCUCGAUCACGGCCUAGAUACUCCCCAUGGCAAGCGAAUAUGGAACUGGCUUAUGCUAUGUGAGGAUAAGACUGUCAUAUCGAUAUCAGAAGAUCCAUUUCCUCUCUAUGACGGCACUCUAAAAAUGCACGACCUGAAGACGCUCUAUACGGUUCGGCGAAACCUAGUCAGUGUUUUUCGACAACUCACGAAAGCCCCAACCCCAUUAAGAGACCAUUCUCUCACCAUGCUGCCUGUUCGCCAUAGAAUUGGAGAUAGUGAAGAGGAGACGGCACACCGGCCAACCGAUGCGCCAGGCCUUCUCUUCUACUACCUUUUCGAAGAUUGGUUCACUACCUAUAGCCUUGUGACCCGCCGACAGCAUGGAUAUGCUGCUGAGCUAGAUCGACUUAGACGGGAAAUGUUGGUCAAGGCUAACCUCACUCACGUUGAUCAAUUGCACCAUAUUGGCUGCCAGCUCGCUGUCUUGAAGCGUGUUUACCAGUCCUACGAACUCAUCAUCGAGCGCGUGCUCAAGAAGCAAGAGGCCACCCUUGCAUCACUCAAAAAUUCGCACAUCGUUUCUGGCUUGGACUCACUGUCUUCGUCCCUCCCGAUUGUCCACGGCUCGCCCCAGAUUCCUGAGGCAGAUAGUUUACUUGGUGUCUCGCUCAGCUCGGCGGCUCGAGUUCGCUUCGAGAGACUCAAAGAUCGCAUCAAGCUCUACGCCUUAAGUGAGAUACAAGAAUGCAUUGACCAGAAAGAUUCCUUGGUCUUUAUGAACUUCAAUCUAAUCGCCAUUAAAGAGUCUUUCUCUGUCGAACGCCUGACUCGAAUCACUCUCCUAUUAGCCAAGAUCACAAUUCUCUUCAUGCCAGUGACUCUUAUGACUGGCUACUUUUCGAUUCAGUUCCGCGGUCUUGAGUUCGAAGUCAAGAGCUACUGGUGGGCAUUUGGUGCCAUUUUUGGUAUCAGCAUGCUGCUUGUGUUCUUAUUCAGUGCUAUCAGUGGAACCAUUGAAGGAAAGGGAGUGAGUCGCAUUGUGAACAGGAGUUGGAGUAGGGUGGUCUGGGAGUGGACAGGCAGAUGGGUGGAGAGAAAGAAAAGGUUGGGAUGGACUAGAUGA